GAUACCAAGUGGAUUGCGCUUCGUGUUAACCGAAUAUUACUACAACCGCGCCAUAACCUUGGAGAGAGAUUAUGCCAUGUUUUGUCGGAGACAUUCUGUCAAAACAGCGACGCUGAAUACAUGUUACAGACUUAUCACGUUAGAAUGAUUCCUUACAAAAAAGUGACACAUAUGAAAAAUACUCUUAUAAGAAUCAUCAUAAGCGACGCAAUUUCAUCACAGUUAUUUUCUACUCAAUAAAUGGUGCUGACACGGUACUGUCAAAAAAUACCCAAAGAAAUAAUAGUGGCGUCGUUUUAUAUAGAAAAAAUAAACUUUCCUAAUUAAAUCUUGAUGACAUUGAAUUACAAAAAAAGUAACCUUACCUCAGUGGAUGUUGUCGACGCCGGCCUGUGAAAUUCAAAUCUGUUCGUGCCUGUGAAAACAGUGUCGUUUCUUGUAUUGUCGAGUGAACUUGAUUCUGACUGGAAGUGAUAUAUGAGAACUGCCCGUGCUUGACAACAAGAUGGCUAAGCUUACGACGAAUAUGUGACGAAGAAAUGCUAAUGAAAGUGAAGGAGAGUGCGCUAGUGCGAAAAUUGAUUUUACGAGAUUAAAAGGAAGAAAUCAAAUCGUUUCUGGAAUCUAUAGUUUGUUUAUUAGAUCAGUGGCAGCGUCAUGCGCGCCCGCAGAGGAACACAAAUAAUUUUUCUUAGUGAAUAUGUUGUCAUAGAGAUGGCACGUACUGAUGAAGGGCAGGGGAGGGGUGAAGGCAGAGGCAAUGGACACAAGGCAUGCCUUAUUAUCACUAGUUGGAAUUUUUUUAGUCUCCUUAAGUGCUCUUGCAUUUGUUUAUAGAAAUUUUCCACAAUUAGAACAAGAGGAAUAUCAGUACAUAAAGCUUCCAACAGACAUAGAUGACGCUAAGAAUUUAGGGAGAGUAUUAUCCCACUAUAAAGAUCGUUACUACUUGGAGGUGCUAGCAGGAGUAUUUGUUACGUAUAUAUUCUUACAGACAUUUGCAAUACCAGGCUCUAUAUUUCUUUCCAUUCUUUCUGGUUUUCUGUUUCGAUGGGAGAUUGCCUUGCUUCUCAUAUGUUUCUGCUCGGCUACUGGUGCUUCAUUUUGUUACCUACUGUCAUACUUGGCUGGCAGACCUCUUGUCCAGAAGUAUAUCCCAGAAAGGGCAAAAUCAUGGCAGGACAAGGUUGAUAAGCAACGAGACAAUCUGCUCUUUUAUAUCAUAUUCUUGCGAAUCACCCCUUUUCUUCCCAACUGGUUUAUUAACAUAACCAGUCCUGUCAUUAAUGUUCCACUCUGGCCAUUCUGGUUUGGCACCUUCCUAGGUGUUGCUCCACCCAGUAUUCUAGCUGUUCAAGCAGGUACUACAUUGUACCAACUCACUUCUUCCAGAGAUGCCUUUUCAUUUACCUCCCUAGUCCUUUUGGCCUUUGCAGCUUUAUUAUCUUUAGUGCCAAUUCUCUUGAAGAAUCGCUUGCGUGAGAAGUUUGACUAGGGAUGGUUGCCUUCCAUGGGUCAGGUGUGGAAGUGGGAGUCAGAAGAAAAAUCAUUUGAAAGUGAAAAGUCACAAAAGAAUGAGAAAAAAAUUAGGAGAGGAGUUCUUGUCCGUUUCAGUAAUCACCAGGUUACCUCUCAGAUGGCCGGAGAACCCAGCACAGAACCUCAAGAAGGUUGCCCUGUUAUGGCAUCUGGACCUCUCAACAAGUCAGAGAAUGCAACAAGUCCAGGCAUUGAGAUGGUGGUUAUAGUUCACUCAGGACAUUAAUCUCAUUGUUAAUUUUUUUCAGAUGUCUGAACUGCUAGUGGUAACACUUUGAAAUAGAAAAUCUUCACUAUCAUUUAAGUAAAAUUGGAGGUUGUGUACAUUACAUGUAAUAGCUUGUAAAUACUGUUCUGUGUUGUACCUGAUAUGUACAGUAUGUUGUCUAUGACACCACUGAUGUUCAGUAUAUUGAAUGUUGAUUUGUUAAGAAAUAUAAAUGUAUGAAUAAACAAUAUGUGCACGUUUUGCACAAUUCAUCAGAGUUUUGUAGUAUUAAAGUAUUAGUCUCUUGAGAAGAUAAUUAGGAAAACUUGAUUUCAUAAGAAAACAGAGAAUAUCAGCACAGUCUUUUUCAAAAGGCUAAUUUGUUAGAAAAUAUACAUUCCUUUUGGAACUUCCACAACGCGUCCUAUGGUAGGUUCACUUUAGGUAUUUUGUUAUUGUGAAGCAACUGGCACAUUAACUGUACUCUGUAGAGAACAGGAAUGCAAUUGUGAUUUUUAUUACUGAACAUUUAGAAAACCCAUGUAGAUUUUUUAUGUUCUAACUUAAAACCCACAUUUAUACCAAACUUGUUGUGGUAUUGAUGAGUGGCUUCCUUUUAUUGAGUAUAGUGGGUGUACUUGUUUGUGAUUUUUAGGAGGUAUAGAAGCGACUUUUCAUGUAGGCUUACUUUGAUUUUUUUUCAUUUACCUUGUAGGCUAAAUGAGUUCAUGAGUCAGAAGUCUGCCAAGGUAUUGGCAUUCAUAUUUAAUGAAUAUUCUUAAUAUCUCUAAACAUGGUAGUUUUGUCAUGAAGGCAGUUUUAUAGAUCACAUGUAAAUAGGAUCAUUUUGUAAAUGGUUGCUUUUAUGUGCAUCUCCCAGAACUUGAAGAUCUCAACUACUUGAAGUAAAAGAUGUUACAGCAUAAGAAAAGCACAGUGAAUUGUAGUGUACUUGCCAUAUAUACUUGAGUGAUAUGCUGUGUUUCAAUUGCAAGUCUUAUUCAAGCUAUUACUUUAGGCCAGUAAUGUAUGCUAUGUAAUCAUUUAUGACUCAAGCAAAAGAGCUUGUUAGUUUUUGUCAUAUAGGUGAUUUAAAUAGAUCACUGAAAUAAAGAAGCUUAUAGAUAAUAAGAAUGAGGUAAAUUGAAGUAUUUGAAGAAUUCUAAGUUUACAGCAGGAGUAAUGCAUCAUCAUAUCUAUUACAGUAUAUCAUCCCUGAUUAUGAAAAAAUAAAUUUGCUCAUUGAACCAUAGUGGUUAAGUUUCAAUAAUCAACUGCUGUUGCCUACUGACAGGAACUCCUGAAGGCUAGUUUACUAGAUGUACAGCAAGUAAUUUUUGUUGAUUUUCUAGCUUGGGCUAAUAGCCCAUCACACGUGAAGUAAUUAAAUUUAAACGUUGUAAAACAGAAUAUUUUUGGUAUGAUACAAAAUUUAGAGCAGAGAUUUCAAAUUACAUAGAAUGUAUAUGUAUAAUUUAAAAAUGUUCUUAGCUUUUUAUGAAUUUUUUGCUACUAAAUUAUUUUUGGAGUCACAUUUCUUGAUUUUAAUAAAAUCGUAAUUCCUUGAGUAUUCUGCUUUGUACAUUUGCUAUGCUGCAUAUUACACAAAUGUGUGUGGCAGAACCUUGUCUGAGAAUAGGUUUUGUUGUAUCUACUAUGCCUUCAUUUAAGAGAAUUUAAUCUGCUGGCCAGCUAUCAUAAAGGUAAUUAGGACCUAGUGAAAGUAACAUUGUACAUUUUAAGGUAAAAGUGAUAUGAGAUGGAUUUUUCUUGUAUCAUGAAAUAAAUUUUGUCAGAUACAAAUAUCAUUGGCUCGGAACAAUACUUCUUAAGUGCUGGUACUGUACGAGCUUUCAUUAAUGAAGAUAAAUUAUGUACCUGUCAGGGAAGGUUUAACUUUUUGCAAGCAGGUCAGCAAUAGAUUGAUAAAAGACACUUUGUUGUUUCCUAACAUAUGUUGUUGGAUUUAAAUAUGCAUAGAGUAUAAGAUAUCUGAACUUAUACAUUUUUGUCUGUCACAGAAAUAUUAUUUCUCGUUUAGAUUGUAAUUAAAAAUAUCUUGCUUAUCAGCAAUUAUAUUUGUAAUUUGUGUAAUACAUAUUGUGCCCAUAAAUGUGUUUAUGCCUUAACAUCCAAUAGGUAUUGGUGAAGUAUGAGGUCUAUUUAUGGAGUACAAAUAGUAUUUUGUAAGUGCCCAAACGUAACAUAUUUACCACUUGAGCAUUCCUACAUUUAGCCGCACUCCCCUUUACUGCACUUUUUUUUUUUCUUUCCAAGACCCAUCUUUGUUGUGCAAUCAGUAGAGUACUCAAAAACACCUUCUGAUAGCUGAAUUGCUAAUAGUAUUUAAUUUGAAGGCUUCAAUAUCAUAUUACCAUGCUGCUAUUGAAUGAGUUGUAAUGGAGAGUUGGAAAAGCAGAUAAGAAGGGGGGGCCAGGGAGAGAGCUCUUGCUUUCAUCAUCUGCAGCAGUAUUUAGCAUGCCAGCUUUGGAUUACAUCCAGCUAGCUGACUUACUAUUUGUAAAAUGUGAUUAUUAUUCACUUAUUUUGUGCUGUAAUGAUUUUUUUAUACAUAAUUCUUUGAAUCUGUACCAUUUUGUUAUCUCCCUGUUUGCACCUGCUAGCCAGGGGUGAAGCCAGGAUGUUCAGGUAGCUAGUGUUGCUAGAAUAUCCCCAAUCCCAUAUCCACAGUUUGGACAGAUCUGCAUCCGUUUCCUUGGACCUAUUAGUGCGGUUAAAUGGGAAUGCUCUACUGGAAUCUAAGGUGUAAGUGUCUUUGAAUCAUAAAAUUCUUUAAAAUUUUUAAAUGUAGAAAUUAUCUUUAGAUGAAUUUUGUGUGUAUUAGUCUGUUUUGUUUUAUAAAAAUGUUGAAGCUAAAAACUAAAAUUUUAUUGCAUCUCGGUGAACUAAAGUAGUGAAGUUAGCAAAGUGUCAAUGGUUAUUGUUAGCAUUCUCUAAACCUUGGCAUACUGGACAGUAUCUGAGGAAUAGAGCAUGUGAUAUAAUUUGCAAUGACCAAUUAUAGCUGUCUUUUCAUUGAGAUGACUAUUGGGCUUUAGAACACUUGAAAAUUUCAUAUGUAAGUGAUUCAAUAAACAAAAAUAUUCAAACGUUUAGUAAAGUUAUUUGUACAACUAACAUUUUUUAGAUUCCUGCAGGACAACUUAUUUAACAGUGAAGUGAUACAAAGACAGGCAUUUGCAACAGUGAAGUGAUACAAAGACAGGCAUCUUGCUUCUUUUAGCGUGAGUAAUCCAAGAUGAUCUCUCACCAAUGAUUUAAUGUUAGAGGUGUCAUGAAUUGUUGACUAAUUUCCUUUAUAUUACAUUCUUUACUAGGAAACACCAUACAUGUUUUAGUUGUGCAGUUAUUUAAAAUUUAAUACCUAAAACAUUUUAAAGGCUGCAUAUUGAAUAUGCAGUAACUUAGAAUUAAUUAGCUGUGACUAAAUAAAUGUAACAUUUGAAAGGUUC
Molecule: messenger RNA, 5220 nt
Organism: Macrobrachium nipponense
Lineage: Eukaryota; Metazoa; Arthropoda; Malacostraca; Decapoda; Palaemonidae
Product: transmembrane protein 41B-like
Exons: 9
Coding region: 728-1495 (255 amino acids)
Cellular component (GO): endoplasmic reticulum membrane
Source: RefSeq, a predicted model, not a curated record